AUGCAAUUGAUGCUUGGAUCAUUGGUGAGGCUUGUGACGGCACUGAUAGCUCGGCCGGCAGCCACCAUCACAACCUUGCUCUACCACAGCGAUCUUCUCCCCCGAAAUUUCAACUCGGAGCGAUUACAGCGAUUGGUUCGACGUGAGUACCUUCUUGUUCAAGAAAAUUGCCUUUUCAGUUCUCUCAUCAACGUUUUGAGAUGCUUUUGGUAG
Prunus armeniaca (apricot) is the source of this 213-nucleotide messenger RNA. The record is from the annotation of a GenBank genome assembly. NCBI's taxonomy places the organism in Eukaryota, Viridiplantae, Streptophyta, Magnoliopsida, Rosales, Rosaceae.